AUGUCACUCCUAUCACUUUCUCCGACUUCUCUUGACUUGUUCCCUAAUGGCUUAUUAACCCUAUUGGCGAUUCUCAUAACGGGUCUAGUUUUAAUAAUUAUCACGUGCCGGAAUCACAAGUCAAACCGUAAAACCCUUCCACCGGGACCACCAGGAUGGCCGGUGAUCGGAAAUCUGUUUCAAUUCGCGCGCUCCGGGAAGCAGUUCUUCGAGUACGUCGAGGAUCUGAUAAAGAUCUACGGUCCAAUUAUUACUCUCAGGCUAGGGAGUCGGACUAUGAUCAUCAUCUCCGACGCGAGUUUCGCACACGAGGCCUUGAUCGAGCGUGGGGCACAAUUCGCGACCCGACCCGUCGAAACUCCGACCCGGAAAAUCUUCAGCUCCAGUGAAAUCACAGUGCAUUCCGCCAUGUACGGACCUGUGUGGAGGUCAUUGAGGCGGAACAUGGUUCAGAACAUGCUGAGCUCGAAUCGCCUCAAGGAAUUUGGUUUCGCGAGAAAAUCCGCCAUGGACAAGCUUAUCGAGAGGAUCAAAUCGGAGGCUAGAGACAACGAAGGACUUGUCUGGGUUCUGAGAAACAGCAGAUUCGCCUCGUUUUGUGUUCUGUUAGAUAUGUGUUUCGGAGUUGAGAUGGAGGAGGAAUCAAUCGAGAAGAUGGAUCAGAUGAUGACGGCGAUAUUACACGCCGUCGAUCCAAAACUCCACGAUUACCUCCCAAUUCUAACGCCGUUUAACUCCGGUGAGAGAAAUCGCGCUCUGAAGCUUCGGCGGGAACUGGUGAAUUUCGUCGUCGAAUUCAUCGAGAAGCGGAGGAACGCGAUUCGGAAUCCAGGGGGAUCCGACGAGACGGCGUCGUCUUUCUCGUAUCUAGACACUCUCUUUGAUCUCAGAGUCGUCGAAGGAAGGGAAACGACACCGUCUGACGAGGAUCUCGUGACGCUUUGCUCGGAGUUUCUCAACGCCGGUACGGAUACGACGGGAGCGGCAAUCGAGUGGGGAAUCGCAGAGCUGAUCGCGAAUCCCGAAAUUCAAUCUCGACUGUACGAUGAGAUCAAAUCAACGGUUGGAGAUCGUACGGUCGAAGAAAAGGACGUGGAUAAAAUGGUCUUUUUAGAAGGCGUCGUUAAGGAGAUUCUCCGGCGACACCCACCCACUUACUUCACGUUAAGCCACGGCGUGACGGAAGCGACGACUCUCGCCGGCUAUAGCAUCCCUGUUGGGGUUAACGUCGAGUUCUAUCUUCCUGCAAUCAGUGAAGAUCCGAAGAUAUGGCCCGAUCCGAAAAGGUUCGACCCGAACCGGUUCGUAUUGGGGAGGGAAGACGCCGAUAUAACUGGCGUAGCCGGAGUAAAGAUGAUGCCUUUCGGUGCUGGCCGUCGGAUAUGUCCGGGGAUGGGAAUGGCGACGGUUCACGUGAAAUUGAUGAUAGCGAGAAUGGUUCAGGAGUUCGAGUGGAGCGCAUAUCCACCGGGAAGCGACGUAAAUUUCGCCGGGAAGUUGGUGUUUGCGGUGGUGAUGAAGAAGCCGUUGAGAGCCAUGGUGAAAUCUAGGUCUCGAAAUUGA
This is a messenger RNA of Thlaspi arvense, 1563 nucleotides long. The record is from the annotation of a GenBank genome assembly. Lineage: Eukaryota; Viridiplantae; Streptophyta; Magnoliopsida; Brassicales; Brassicaceae.